Molecule: messenger RNA, 4389 nt
Organism: Amoebophrya sp. A25
Lineage: Eukaryota; Dinophyceae; Syndiniales; Amoebophryaceae
Source: the annotation of a GenBank genome assembly
AUGCUGGUUGUUUUUCCCGCAGGGCAGUGGCUUUUUUGCUGCACAACAUGUUUCUGGCAAGGAGACGAAGAAUACCACAGGGUGCCUCUAAACUCUUAGGAGCACCAUUCCGUUUUCUUUGCUGCUUGAAUCCUAGAUCUUGUAGUCGUUCUUUGUUGUCUGCGAGUGCGAUCUUUGUCUUUAGCAGUCAGAGUGCCUCACCCUUUUUGUAUAUGUAGAAGCAUGAAUAAGUAAUAUCACAGAUGGUCCUGAUGAUGCAAAUGCAAGGGAACACUUUUCAAGAAGUGUCCCCGAUAAUGGCGAGUAAUCUUUAAUAUAUGACUCGAAGCUGCACGGCCCCCCCCUGUGGAUGGUCCUGUUGUGGCGCCUGCGCGCUCUUUUCCGCGCUGAUUUUCGCGGAUUCUAAUGCUGGAAGGCGUCAAAACUGGGCGCGGGCGUCUCCUUGCGCCUCUAUGCAGGUUCCUAAGGGAUCCCCUGGCCUCUGCUGACCCUCGCAGGCUCGAGGCCUCCGGGGGAGAAGGCCGCCGAAGGCGGCCACGGUCUCAAGAGCAAGAAGGCCGACGACCCAGGGCCCGGAGGGUACAGGCCGCACGGCUCAGGGGGUCCACCGUAAGACCUGGCGCGCGUCCUAUAGACCGCGGGCCUAAGCCUCCCCCCUCCCCCCUACUAUAAGGGGGGAGCGCGUGCUUUCUCCCAUGCGUGACGCGUCACGCUUUUGAGCGUGACGCCGCGCGCCUGACGGUCGGGCCAUCCUCUGGAGACCUGACCGCCUGAGGAGUAUCUAUCCGGCUCCGUGGGAGGCCUGACGAUCUGAGGAACAUCCGCGGGGGGCCUGACGAUCGGAGGAACAUUCGUGGGAGACCUGACGACCUGGGGCACAUCCGUGGGAGACCUGGCGAUCUGAGCAGGAACAUCAGCGGGAGGCCUGGUGACCUGAGGAACGUCCGCGGGGUCCCUGACGAUCUGAGGGGCAUCCGAGUGAGACCGGACGAUCUGAGGAACAUCCGUGGGCGACCUGAUGACCUGAGGACCAUCUGCGGGACGCUGCUGCUCUCAUCUGAGGAACAUCCGGGGGAGACCUGACGAUCUGAGGAACAUCCGGGGGAGGCCUGACGAUCGGAGGACCAUCCGCGGGAGGCCUGACGAUCUGAGGAACAUCCGGGGGAAGCCUGACGAUCGGGGGGCCAUCCGUGGGAGCCCUGACGACCUGAGGAACAUCCGGGGGAGCCCUGACGAUCUGCGGAGGAUGCUUGGGGGGCUUAACGAUCUGAGGAACAUCCGCGGGAGGCCUGACGAGCUGAGGAACAUCCGGGGGAGGCCUGACGAUCUGAGGAACAUCCGCGGGAGGCCUGCUUAUCUGAGGGACAUCCGCGGGAGACCUGAUGACAAAGGCACGACGCACGACCACGAAGGCGCCAGACAAUGAAUGGCGGCGGCGUGGGGGUGAGAUAUAGACCCAACCACGACAACAAAACAAGCCACCCGCAAAGGCAAUCCCCGGCGGCCCAUCCAUGGGAUGCGAGGCACAUGCCCGCAACACCCUCGCAGACACCUCACCCACCACACCGACAACACACCGCCAGACCUUCCCACCGUCACACGUCGCGCGUCGCGCCGCCGUAAGUCACGCCGUCACAUGUGACGACGCCACACCCACGCCACGCCCCCGCCUGUGACGUUGCCACACGGUGCCGCGGCGGCGCGCCACGUCCUAAGUCGCGCACUAUUUGACACGCCCCAGCGUCCCACGCCACGCGCCCCGCCGUCACAACCUCACGUGCCUCGCCCGUAAUCUUACGUGAGUCACGCUCCCAAGCGCGUCACACCUUCCCGCGCUUCGCUAAGAAUCUCGCGCGCGUCACGCUCCUAAGCGCGUCACGCUGUCACGCGUCGCGCUGGUACUCUCUCGCGCGUCACGCUCCGAAGCGUGUCACGCGUCGCGCUGGUAUUCCCUCGCGCGUCACGCUCCUCGGGUGGAUAGGACGCUCGCAGGGUUCCACGGGGUCCACCCUUGCGCCUUUUGCCGCCUUCGGAGGCCUCUCACACCCGGCGCACUGCUGCGGUGGCGAAGAAUAGCGGCAGUCUGUAGGGUACCUGCAAAGGCCCCCCGGGUCUCUCGCGACCCCUCUGGAAGCCUUCCACCCCCGGCAGACGGCUCUCAAAAGGGUCCGGGGCUGGGGUCCCCGGCCGACGGUACUUCCCCUGCGCUGGGGGGGCGCCGUCGCCCUGCGCCUUAGAGCAUGCAUAUGCUCCAGGGUUCAGGGAGCGGCCCCCUCUAGCGUAGUGGGGGGCCGUGGAUCCUCGGACCCCUUUUGCAGGCGUCUGCCGGGGGUGGAAGGCUUCCAAAGGGGUCCAAGGGGCCUCCUCCGCGUCUUUCCAGCUGCCUGCGAGUACCCUACAGGCUUCUGACGUGCUUCGCCUCCGCAGCAGUGCGUCGGAUGUGGAAGGCCUCCAAAGGCGGCAAAAGGCGCAAGGCUGGACCCCCUGAGCGGUGUGGCUUGGUUGUACCCUCCAGGCCGUUGGUCAACAUCGGCCUGCUCGCUCUUGAGACCGUGGCCGCCUUCGGCGGCUUUCUAGCCCGGAGGCCUCCAGCCUGCGAGGGUCAGUAGAGGCCAGGAGGUCGCUUGGGAACAUGCAGAGAGGCGCAAGGGGACGCCUGCGCCCAGUUUUGACGCCUUCCACCCUGAGAAUCGGCGAAAAGCAGCGCGGAAAAGAGCGCGCAAGCGCCACCCCAGGGCCAUCCACAGGGGGGGGGGCCGUGCGUCCCUGUAUCCUAUAUAUAUAAAAAAUAGAUUAGCGUCAAUUUAUUAGCUUUCUUCAAUCUUGAUUCCCAAAGACAAAACCUCUACCCUUCAUAUGGCGUUUCGUACAUCCCGAUUUCUUGGAUCUCUCCAAGACCGAGUGCGGCGCGUAGAAGAGCUGUAUGAGGAUUUAUGUCGCUCGAUUCCGAGUGGUUCGGGCUCGAGCCAACUUGUGCCACCAGCCGGGUCGCUGGUGCACUUCUUCGCUCGUAAUUUUCGCGUCCGAAUGAGCUGCGAUAUGGCGUCGGGGCGAAAAGUUCCAGUGGCCAUUCUCUUCUUCUCAAGCAAGGAUCCGGCACAAAAAGGAAGCUUAGUGGACGCGCCAUCCGAGCAGCAACAUCAGCGCUCCCGUGGAACGAGUGAACCGCCCGUGUCUGGUCGUGCAACGCAAGAAAAACCGAGGGCCGUGCAGUUGCUGGUGACGUUAGCAGAAUUACUGCUUGCGUGGUUCGGUUGCCUCGCACGCGCCAAACCUGCUGAGGGGAUUCCCACUCCCCAGAUCCCGGCGGAGCUGGUGACUCCGGAACUAAUGCAACUGUUGAGUGUCCCGGCAGACUGCAUUUACGUGGGGGCCGUGCCGGCCAUUUCUGUCGGGGAAAAUGGGCAAGUUGACGCAGCUGCUGUCGUCUCGCUUCCGCGUUUAACCGAGAUUUUAUGGCAGCUCUUCACAGAUGGCGCCACGCACCGCCUCGACCCCGUCGACGACAGAGCAGAAGCGGGAAUCGUGAUGCAAGACGGUGUCGAGCACCCUUCGCCUAGCAAACAGCAGAGCGGUGACCACGUGAAGACCGAGGAGGACCUAAGGAGCGCCUGUGCUGCCGUUUCUGGUACAACACAGCAGCUCUCAUCAGUGUGCGACGAGGAUAAAUCGAUGUUACAACUCGAUAGUACAAGAACUCCGGCCAGCGCGGGUGUUGGACAGAGUGACGCAGGCGCCGCAGAUGCAGCUGGGCUGAAGUUGUCGGCGACCGAUGCGAACGCCUCCGCUCGAGGUGCUGCUGGAGGCGAUGCAGCGGGCACGGGAGGAAUAAACGGACGAAAUCUGCUUGUGGCCGAUCGAAUGUGCGCAGUCGUAGCGUUGACGCCCGAUGAAAAAAUGGAAGGUCUCGCGAUUUGCCGUAGCAUGCUUAUGAGCUCUUCCGGUCUGCAAGCUGCAUCCACAAGGAACCCUGUCGUUGCUGCAGUGGCUAAUGCUUUACGCGCUGAAGCCGCAGAUGGACCUGAAGGAGGCCACGGCGAUACUACACUGCAACAGCUGCGCAAGUACUAUAUUAUAAUAUUAUAAUGAUUUUAGUACACGUUUCUUCUAGUCGUUGAUCGGUGAUGUAAAAAUAUGCUGGCUUCAUCUUCUAUGAUCGUAGUGUGAAGUUUUGAAAUUUUGAACUUUUUUAUGAUGCGUCCUUUUGUAGAAAUGUACUCUCCUCAUGCAUAUUUCAUGCAUACCGUGAUGUAUGUGAUGAAUUGAAAACUCCAACAUCAAUCGUACUUGUCAACUACAGGGAUACAACCGAAACCUGCUUGCAAUAUUUGCAUCACUGGACUACGCUCCAGUCGAAGAUUAUUCACCGCCGCAUUCUUCGAUACGUGA